AUGAGCUCUGCGACGGUGGAAGAGUUCGUCGAGCUGCUCAAUGCAGAGCAGCACGUGGACCUGCAAAAGCUGCGAGAUCUCGCUCGUCAUGGAGUGCAGCCUUCUGUACGUGGCGAGGUGUGGCUCUACCUUCUCGGCGUUCUCAGCGAUGACAAAGGGCAAGAGAUGACCUCGGUACGUAGCAAGUACCUGGCGUACGAAGCACUUGACAAACACAAUCCAGCGCUGGAAAAACGGAUUCGUAGCGAAUGUCAGCGGUACUACCAAAAACGACUAGGCACACGCCCGCCUCCAGGCCGAACGCUGAUGCGAAGUUCAGCCAGUGUACUUUCGCGCCGACCUGCUGGAUUCUCAACGUCGGCACUCGCCACCAACGCAGCUAGCAGCGUAUCUCUGGCACGAGAUUUUUCCAUCGACUCAUCGACGUCUUCGCAGAACUUGACGCCAUCGUCACAUGCAGAUGGCACACAGUUUGCGAUCUCGGGCUCCAACGCAACCAACCUGGCAACAACCAUGCUCAACGCGAUAGAUCGCGGACCGAACCGCGUCAAUGAUGGACGUAUCCAUGCGCUGGGUGGCAUCAUUGGCGAGAGCGGCGUUUCUGCGGCUAUGGAUGCCGACGAUCCCGAUGCGGCAGCUGCGCUCGAGCUCAAGCGAUUCGGUCGCAGUGUAGAAAACAUCAUUUGUGCCUUCAUGAACCGAUGCGCUGCAGCAGAAAUCGAACGCAGACAAGCGGCUCACGACGCUAGCGAGUCGGCAUCCUCGACACGCAGCUCGGAAGCGGGCGGUAAGACAUUCUUGAGUUCGCACGUGGUCGAUUCAAGGCACGCCGAUCGAAGCAGAGGUCGUGCGCAGACAGAAAGAGAGGCAGAACAAGACGUGUGCGGAUCCAGCAAAUCAAUCGAGAGCAGCAUCGCAAACGGACUCUCGACCGAUGUGGACCGAGUGGCCCGUACGACGGGUGGCGCGCCGCCACUUGACGGAUAUGUCCAUGCACAUAGCAGCGGCGCAAGCUCACUCUCUCGUUCACGUGCAGCAUCGUUGAGCAGCGCGAGCAACGGUGGCACGUCAGGCGUCGUAGCUGGACGAAGCAACAUCAGCAUGGAAGAAGCGGUUCGGUCUCGCAUGCCACGCGAAUACGAAUGGGAACCGCAAGUGCAGCACACCACCUCAGGGGCUUGUGACACGGCUGCCGAAUUCCACCCGGCCUUGGUGUACCUGUGCGCACCAUUCGUGCAAUGCGUACGCGUAGAAGCGGGCAUGUACUUUGCCUUUGAAAAGCUCAUGACACUCAUGGCACGACACAGCGCUCGUCAUCCACUUCCGCGACAAGUGGCGACGUUCCUGACGCUGUUCCGCACAACGUUGCCGGAGCUGCACUCCUACUUUGAAGAAGAGGAAGUCGACAUUAUCGGAUUCGCAACCAACUGGUUGCAGCACCUAUUGGCGGGCGAGUUGAGGAUAGAGGAUCUGAUGCGCUUGUGGGAUACGUAUUUCGCGCUGCCAGAUUUCAUGGAUCUGCAUCUGUAUGUGUGCAUUGCGAUCCUGACCAACUGCAAGGACUCGUUGGAGGAGCUGGAUCGGUCCGAAACGAGGAGCAUGUUGGACAGCCUGCCUCCGUUGGAUGUGGACAGGAUCAUCAACGAGGCGAUCAAUAUCCGAUUGAGUCAUCAACGCUCGCAGCGUACGGACGAUGUUUAG
Molecule: messenger RNA, 1701 nt
Organism: Mycosarcoma maydis (corn smut)
Lineage: Eukaryota; Fungi; Basidiomycota; Ustilaginomycetes; Ustilaginales
Exons: 1
Coding region: 1-1701 (566 amino acids)
Biological process (GO): activation of GTPase activity
Molecular function (GO): GTPase activator activity
Source: RefSeq, a predicted model, not a curated record